GGUCGACAUUCGAUAAACAAAUCCGUAUCCGUAACGACACUCAAAAUGAAAAUUUCGCAGUGACUCCCAUAUUUGUUCUUUAUUUUUAAUCCAAUACCAAAUUCUUUCAGUGUGUACGACACCUUUGCAACCUAAUUAAGUCGAUAGAUUGAUUUCGGCUUAAUUAUAUCAAUAUGAUGCUGGCGAAGAAGACGCUUUCCCGAGCACCGGCCGCGAUGAGGAGUGGAUUAGCAGUGACGGCCAACCAGAUGCGCGGCAUGGAGACGCUGUUCGAUCCGUACACAAAUGGUGUGCCCCGGAUGGCCGGCGAGCGGAGGGAUCUGAAGAAGAAGAAGCCGCAGGACAGGACCAAGGUGCCCGUGAAGGACAUCUGCUGGAUUGCGAUGCGUCGCUCGGAGUACAAGUGUCGCUCCGAUCCCGAGUUCAAUGUGCCGGCCUUCAUCGACUCGCGAAAGCGGUGCACCGCAGAUCCCUGUGCGAGUUCCUACCCACCGACAGACCUCACCCUCUACAAGCCCACCGACAAGCUGAGCCGCAAGUACCAGCGCACCUGGUGCGAGUGCGAGCUGGAGGAGCGGAAGCGGAAGGCGGUCUGCCGCUGCCGUCCGCCGAACUUCCUGCGACGGGCCCGUCGAACGCCGCCGCUCAAGGAGUCGAAGGUCUGCCCCGAUGGCAGCGAGAGCCUGGGACUAGGGCUCUGCCGCCCCAAGCCGGUGGCCAGCUCCUGCCCCAGGUUCAAGCUGCCCUUCUGCAAGCAGGUCAGCUCGAAGGGCUGCCGGCCAGGACGACCCCAUAGCGAUUGCAUUCGCCGCCGGACGAAGUACCCCAGCUUCUCGGAGUGCCAGACGGAUCCGCUGCCCGAUGUCCCGCCCACCCACUGCUUCUGCAUCAACCAGCCGCCCAUGUGCGUGGUGUGGAACUACUACCGCAUGAAGAAGUCUUAGUUGCCAAGGUCGUUCUGCAUUUACCGGCUGGCCAUCCCUCAGUUUCGAAUAAACAAUA
Molecule: messenger RNA, 1002 nt
Organism: Drosophila takahashii
Lineage: Eukaryota; Metazoa; Arthropoda; Insecta; Diptera; Drosophilidae
Gene: boly
Product: borrelly
Source: RefSeq, a predicted model, not a curated record